AUGUCUGGAAGCAGUGACGAAGAAGGGAAAUCAAUGAAGAACUCAGAUACUGAAGAACAAGACAAGAAAACAGAUACUGAAGAAGAAGUACAAGAAGAAGGAGAUGUACAACGACAAGAAGAAGAAGAAACAGAUACAGAAGCUGCUGCUGAUACAGAGGUCUCUGACAAAUUGGUUGUGCUGUCUUCUGGGGAAGAAAAUGAUGAUCUACCAUCAAAGAAGCAAAAAUAUGCAAGCCUUAAUAAGUUGAGCCAUGUUAAGUCAGGACCAGAUCCGAGACACUCAUCUAGGCACGACAAGAAUGAGGCUGAUCAAUCUUCUUCUACUGAACCUCAAGGUAUUUUUGCUGAUUUCAAAAAGGAAAACUUUCUCUUUGAGGUGCAAUUAUCACCUAUCGAUUAUCAAAAGAAGACGCUCACCAUUCCUUGGGAAACUGUAGAAAAGUAUUUCCAUGCUGCUGAUACAGGAAGUCAAUCGGAGAUCAAUGUAACAUUUUUCAGUAAAUAUAACGUGAAGUCACCUUUGAUGAAACUCCUAAUCUCUCCACAGCCUGGUGCCCACAUGGUCGAGAUAACUGGAUGGUCACAGUUUUUUGCUGCACAGAAUUUAAAUGCCAAGGAUUUGAUUCGCUUUUACAAACCUCUCUACCUGCUUCCGGAAAAUGAGCAUUACCUUCUUGAUAGCCUAAAUUUUCUCUUUAUGAAGAAAUUAGUGGCUACUGAUAUUACGGAGAACAAGCUCCAUAUUCUCAAAAAAGAGGCAGAGGAACACUUCCGUGCUCUAAAUACCUUUAAAAUAAGUGAAGUGGAGAUAGAAAUUUCCGAUGCUGAAAAUGAGACUUAUAAUAUGAAAUUACUAGUGUAUCCAAAGACUGGAACCAAUUCUGAUGCCUACAAGAUUACCUGGAAAAGUUUUGUUGAGAAGCACAAAUUGGAAGUGGACGAUGAGAUUAGUUUUUACAAACCUGGGCGGCCUAUGAAAGGCAAUCACUACGCUAUUCGAUUUGAAAAGAAAAAGAAGGAACAAACCUAG
Messenger RNA from Camellia sinensis, 1032 nucleotides. The record is from RefSeq and is a predicted model, not a curated record. NCBI's taxonomy places the organism in Eukaryota, Viridiplantae, Streptophyta, Magnoliopsida, Ericales, Theaceae.